Molecule: messenger RNA, 258 nt
Organism: Arabis nemorensis
Lineage: Eukaryota; Viridiplantae; Streptophyta; Magnoliopsida; Brassicales; Brassicaceae
Source: the annotation of a GenBank genome assembly
AUGAUCUACGUAUCGUUUAAGGCAGCGUUUGUUUUUAGUGAGCCCGUGAUCGGAGACGAAGGAGGAGGGAUUUUCCGAUCAGAGGAAGUGGCUCUGUUUGUAUGUUCUUCGGUCUUAGCCAUCGGUCACAUCGUUGUGGCGUACCGAACAAGUUGUAGAGAGAGAAGAAAGUUACUCGUCUUCAAAAUCGACAUCGAAUCCAAAGGUCCAAAGGAUAAAUCUGUAAAGGAGGGAAGAACAGAUAACGAAUGGGGCUAA